Molecule: messenger RNA, 1516 nt
Organism: Gadus chalcogrammus (walleye pollock)
Lineage: Eukaryota; Metazoa; Chordata; Actinopteri; Gadiformes; Gadidae
Gene: ajap1
Product: adherens junctions associated protein 1
Exons: 6
Coding region: 140-1366 (408 amino acids)
Cellular component (GO): adherens junction; cell-cell contact zone; cytoplasmic side of plasma membrane
Molecular function (GO): beta-catenin binding
Source: RefSeq, a predicted model, not a curated record
UAUAGCCCGAUAAUGAUUGUAUUAUUGACACUUGGAGUAAGGUCCGUCACUUGAGUGUCUCAGCCCUUAUCGACUUUUGUGGAAAGCCUUCUAAAUGGGAGGAUACCUGGAGGACUGACUCGGAUUUGGUGUCGAGAGAAUGUGGAUUAAACGGUGUAUAACGCGCAGUCCGAUGUCUGCUCUGAGGCCAGGUUCCUCCCCGGCGCACCACAUCUGGAUCCUGCUGGCCGUGGCGCACCUGGCCGUGGACCUCUCCGCCUGCAGCCCCCUCAGCCCGGCCCCGGGGCUCAAGCUCCAGCACAAAGCGGCGCCUCGCUCCCGGCCCCACUGGCAGCCCCUCUGGGACACCCCCAACAUGCUCCACUGGAGGACUGUGAGCCCCCUGGCCCGGCGGCUGCUCAGCCCCGUCUCCCCGCCCCACGACGGCAGGGCCGGCCUGGGCUCCAAGGUCAGGGUUCAGAGGCAUCGGAAACCGCUACGCCGUCUGGGCCCGGCGGAGUGUAAGGACUGCGAUUGGAUAUACUCUCAGGCUGCCGAUUCGCCGGUGCCGUUGGGCGGCGCUGCCGUCGCCGCCGCCGCCGCCGCAGUUGCGUUGUCCCGCGGCGGCAAGCGGGACAACGUGAGGUUGUCUCCGCGGAUGAGGAGACAGCUCAUGUGGGAAAGUCCUGACAAUGUGCCGGAGGGCUGGACCACCACCCAGGCAGGAUUUAUCGACUGGGGACCCACGGGGCCACCGGUCGAUACCCCGGACGAGGAAGGCAAACCCGGGCCCAACUUGACCCUGUCCACCAAGGCCUUGAGCACCACCACGGUGGCCAGCACCACCACCUCCAGUACCACCAAGGUUCCCAUUUGGACUAGCCCCGUGGCGACCACGACGCAGAGCAAGAAGCAGAACACCACCAAGGCGGCGGUCAGCUUGGGCGAUACCAAACCACCAAAGCCAUACGGGGAAACACCAGGGUUGGCAGUGCACCAGAUCAUCACAAUCACUGUGUCUCUCAUCAUGGUGAUCGCGGCCCUGAUCACAACCCUCGUCCUGAAGAACUGCUGUGCGCAGUCGGGGACCGGCCGCCACAAUAGCCAUCAGCGCAAGAUCCACCAGCAGGAGGAGAGCUGCCAGAACCUGACCGACUUCACGCCGGCGCGCGUGCCCAGCAAGGUGGACAUCUUCACAGCCUACAACGAAAGCAUGCAGUGCUCGCACGAGUGCAUGCGGACCGCCGUGCCCAUCUACACCGACGAGAUGAUCCAGCAGACCCCGGUCUACAAGAGCUCCUACAACGGAAACAGACCCUCUCCGAGCGAAAGGCAGCUGAUUCCCGUGGCCUUUGUUUCGGAGAAGUGGUUUGAGAUCUCCUGCUGACCGGCUGCGCGGCCCGGUUCACCACUUCACCGUGCUCGCCACAGACAUACCGGACCCAGGCUCUGAACGUCAACGUUAAAGGAGCUACAAACACACACACAAUCACACACUCACACACACACACACACACACACACACACAAACACGAAA